Molecule: messenger RNA, 354 nt
Organism: Clonostachys rhizophaga
Lineage: Eukaryota; Fungi; Ascomycota; Sordariomycetes; Hypocreales; Bionectriaceae
Source: the annotation of a GenBank genome assembly
AUGCCACCUAUUCUUCACCCCAAGUCUCGGAUGACCUCAUCCCUCUUCGCCACGACCGUCGUCGCCAGUUUCUUCGUUGUCGCGCUUCCACACCUACUCCCCUGCCCCGUACCGGCGACGAAAUUUGCAGAUGGCGAUGUCAUGGUAGACGAGAACGGCAAGAGGAGGGUAUGGAGGCGCAAGGAGCCAUUAGAUAUCAAGGACGGGAUCGUACAAUUCAACGACACGGGCGACAUGGAGGGCGGCUCCCGGAGGGUACGGAGAGAGUGCCCUGUGCCGAAGCCGGGUGGCAUGCUGGGCGACUGGUUGGGCUUCCAUAAGGACGACAAUAACAUGGGAAAAGCGAACAAGUAA